AUGAUGCAAAUUUUUACUAAAAUUUGGAAUUUAUCACGUCCACAAUUAGUAUUGAGCUUCUAUGGAGAUUAUACUGAUUCUAAAGUUAUUCGUGAAAAAAUACGACGAUUAAUUUGGAAAGCUAGUGAAUCUACAAAAACAUGGGUUAUCACUGAUGGAACCAAACGUGGUAUAUCAGGAAUAGCUAGUGGUGCCGUAAAAGAUUUUAUUCAAGCUUAUGGAGAAGGUCAAGUUGAAGCUAUUGGAAUAGUACCUUGGAAAUUUAUAUCAGACAACAAAAUAUUUAUACCUGACGAUUAUUCCGGAUUUUCCUCAGCAAUAUUCUCUUCGACUGCAGCAGAUGACAACAAACAUUUUGUUUUGGAUCCAAAUCUCACUCAAUACAUUUUUGUAGAUACAGCCAAACAACUUAUACCCCAUUAUGAAUAUAACUUUAGGGCUUCAAUAGAAUUAAUCCUCAAAAAGUGGAAGUUAAUUCCAGAUGAUUCACCACAGAUCUUGGCAGAAGCUCCAAUCCAAUUAUGUGCAUUUCUUUCCGGUGGAGAUGAAUCAACACUUAAAGCAAUAUAUGGAACAAUGCAAAAUACGAUUCCUGUUGUACUUCUCAAAGAAACAGGCAGAUUAGCAGAUAUUAUAAUUCAUGAAGGGUCAACUGGAACGGAAACAUUUCAAUUAUCACCUGGAAAUAUUAAACAAACUAUGGAAUAUUAUUGGGAUCAUAUUACACAUCCAGAAUUAUCUGUAUUAAUGAUUCAAGAAAUUUUAGAGAAAACAUAUUUAUUUAGUAUUUGUGAAGCAGAAGGUGAAGAUGAACAUGGUGAAUUAGAUUAUCAUCUUUUAUCUUUAAUAAUGAAUCCUUCCAUAAAGGAGAAUGAAAAGCCAGAUGAACUUAACGAAACCCUUCUUUCUAUUGCUAUUGCCCUAAAUCGAAGUGAUAUUGCCAGGGAUAAAGUAUUUAUGGAAGGAGUGAAGUGGGAUAAUUCUAAAUUAGUAAAACAUAUGAAUGCAUUAUUAUUAUCAAACAAAGUACAAUUCAUAUGUGUAUUUAUUGAGAAAGGAUUCUUAUUAUCUAAUUAUUUAACUGCGGAAAGACUUCAAUUACUUUAUACACAAUCUAUUCAUUCAGAUCAUCCAGGAGAAACUCUCAUUAAUGUGAUUCGUGCAUUUGUUAAGUGUUUACUACAGGUAUAACAGUACUUGAAGUUAUAUGAUAAGCAAACUAAUAGUGUUCAAUUUAAUGAAUAUACUAACUAAAUAACACAUUUUAUUAACUUUAAAUAACUAAAUAUCGAAAAUUCUAAUAUUUCAAAGAAUUACAGUUUAUAGAAAUGUAGCAAUCACUUUGAAAAUAAAUUGCAUCACCAGUUGAUUUUUGUUAGAGGAUAUUGAGCACUGAAAAAUCUGGAAAUGAUUUUAAACAGUUGAGCAAUAAUUUAUUUAUUUCUAAUGAUUUGUCAAUUUAUGUUAAUUCAUUGUUUGAUGCUACUCACAAUCAUUCAUAACAGACAUAUUGUAUUUUAUGUUUGACUACUCAAUAUAAUAAUAUCGUG
Molecule: messenger RNA, 1550 nt
Organism: Schistosoma mattheei
Lineage: Eukaryota; Metazoa; Platyhelminthes; Trematoda; Strigeidida; Schistosomatidae
Source: the annotation of a GenBank genome assembly